CCACCUCUGAUUUUCUUGUGUAUGAGGGGGGUGUCCAGUUGCUGGUGGAUAUUUUGAUCCGGGACCCCCCCCCCCGUUCCCCUCUUGUGACUGUGGCCAGAAUGUGUGCAGCAGGCACCUUCAAUCAGCCCCCCAAAAAUAGCACAAGGGGAGGAAUACACGCCCGUGAGUUCCCUAACUGUCCUGCCCGGCCCAUUCCUGUCCAGCCUCGAAAGAGACUCAGAGGGAAGAGAGGAGCCAGGCUAAGUCAACAACCGGGCAAAACACAGCAAAGUCACGUUCCACCACAGAGGAAGAAUUUCAGCUGGGGAUUUAUUGAAACAUAUCGGAACACACUCCCACGUCUGAAUCUGUAGAAGGGCAUCAGAGGCCUCAGGAUAGACACACUCCGUCUGACUUCAGGAGGUGUGUGUGUUUGGUGUCUUGGGUGCAGGGUGAGUUGACUGGGCCCAAGCUCUUCCUUCAGUAAGCCUGUGCCGGGCCUCUCCUGGACCAUGAAGCUGAGUGUGGCUCUGUUCUUCGCGGGGUUGUUCGGGUCUUUGGCGGCCCUUUUUGUCUUCCUCUCCUUCGGGACGGACUACUGGCUCGUGGCCUCUGAGAUGUGUGUAACUAACAGAACCAUCACACCUGAUGGAGUCGCUGUAGAGCAUGGUGACAUCGUUCUGGCAGAACCCGCGAUGGGUUUCCCCCCUCAUGCCAUGGUGUAUCAUGAGGGCUUCUUCUGGAGAUGCUCCUUCAGUGGUUACCUGGAUGACAACCCACAUGUGAAGAUCUGGAUGACCAAUCAGCCGCACUCUAAAGUCUGCAUACCGGCCUACCUCUUUCCCUUUCCAGUGUCCCAACAGACACAUAACGCUACCGCGUAUGACUCUGCAAUCAUCUACAGAGGAUUCUGGAGUGUGUUUAUGCUUAUUGGUGUGGCUGCCGUCAUUCUGGGCGGAUUCUUCAUCAUCUGUGCCGCCCCAUUCGCCAGUCACCGACUAUAUAAGGCCGGGGGGGGCCUCUUCCUGACCUCUGCUGUGUUUCUGCUGGGGGUGGUGCUGAUGUUGGUGUUGUGGGUGGAGGUGAUGAGUGUGGUGCAGGACUAUGUAGACCACCAGCGUCUGUCAGUGUGUCCCGACUUUGACCUGACCAUCUACUACGGCCUGUCCUUCUUCUUCGCACCCGUCGCCAUAUCCUUCUGCUUGCUGGCUGGACUCAUGUUCCUCCUCAUUGGACGGUCUGUACGGAUGCAGUACCACUGAUUGGUGUUGCCAUGGCAAUAGAGUGAUGACGCCCGUGUUGAAAGUGGGAGGGGCACUUAAGGCUUUCGGAUCUUUGCAACAGGUUUGGGGCCAACUCCAAUCAAUUGAUUUUAUUCACAGAGUGAAAUUCCAAUGACACAUUUUUAUCAUAAACACACACUGAGGUAGACAGAGUUGACUGAAUUUUAAAAGGACUUGACCCCAACCCUGCUCUGCGUGUUGGAAAUAAAUCAGUGUUCGGUCAACUAUCAAACUGUUGAAUGGGAGUUCUUGGAAUUCUGUGAUGUCACUGAUUUAAAAAGUGGAUUUUACAGUUCUUGAUUUUCACAAGGUGUGAUGGCAGAUUUAGGAAAUUAUGAUAGUAUGGGAUCAGAAAGAGGGUGUUGUUAGUCUUUAGUCAAAUGGUUUUAGAAGGCUACUACUGCCAGUUGCUGCAUUUUUUGAAGUGUUUUUUAACAUAAAUGAAACAAGUAAAGGCUUUACUCUAGAUGUAGUUGGCUACAACUUUUACUAAGUAAGUGUAUUUUUUUAUUUGAUAUUAAUUUGAGGUUUAGAGUAGAUCUUCAUAACGUUAUUCAUUAAUAUUAUUACAAUUAUUAGGACAUUUCACUGUGGUAAUUGAAAAUAAGUCAGAAAUUAAAUAUAGAUUUCCUAACCCUUUAUUUUUGAUCUAACCAUUGAAUUUUGUCUCAUUCCCCUGCACAGGAAAACAUGUUCAUUUGAAAUAGAUUUAGGAUUUAAUGUCAAAGCAAUAUACUGUAUUUAGAAUCUAGUAUGUAUUAAUGUAUCUGGUUAAUUGUUUGAAUAAAGUAUUAGUUUGAUUUGUAAA
Esox lucius (northern pike) is the source of this 2073-nucleotide messenger RNA. RefSeq names its product transmembrane protein 182a (gene tmem182a). Lineage: Eukaryota; Metazoa; Chordata; Actinopteri; Esociformes; Esocidae. The record is from RefSeq and is a predicted model, not a curated record. The coding region runs from base 495 to 1244 and encodes 249 amino acids. Gene Ontology annotation, cellular component: membrane. The transcript is spliced from 5 exons.